Messenger RNA from Pogonomyrmex barbatus (red harvester ant), 2480 nucleotides. Its product is annotated as proclotting enzyme. Gene Ontology annotation, biological process: proteolysis. The record is from RefSeq and is a predicted model, not a curated record. NCBI's taxonomy places the organism in Eukaryota, Metazoa, Arthropoda, Insecta, Hymenoptera, Formicidae. Gene Ontology annotation, molecular function: serine-type endopeptidase activity.
AAUAGUUCGGCGCCGCGUCUCUUGUGCCCCGGGUGUCACGUGAGUACCGUCCGCGACGUUGUGACAAUAAAUGCUGGGGAUGUCCGCGGGAUAAGUAUUCCCUCUUCCCUCGAACGGAGAUGUCGUCGUCAGCGGUCCUGAAUCUGUGCGUAAUAUGGAGUCUAUUUACUGGUUCCAUUUCGUACACUGAGGAAGUCGUGCAUUAUCGCACUUAUCCGUACGGAUACAGAAACUCGUACGUCUCGCCGACGAGGGGGUGGCUGCAGUCCUGGGACGCCGGACCGAGCAGAUCGGACAGGCCAGUGUAUCGCAGGGACACGCAGGUGCGUCCGUACACGCAUCUGGUGAAGGUGGAGCACGAGCAGAACGACCCUUUGGCAACCAUCAGCGAGACCCUGGGCGCUCUCAAUACCGUAGGCAAUUACAUCGUCAACAUGACGAGGGGUGUUGAAAUCUCGAAUUAUCCGCCGAAGGAGCUGCCCUCGGCGUUGUACACCAUUUCCAAGAAUAUUUUGGGCCGUAACGUAACGGACAGCAUAGCGCCCUUGGUGCGCGGGGUUGCGUUACCAUUGAGACAAACGAUCGUAUCUUCCACGACACAGGCACCAUUGAAUCAGCAGCAACAGCAACCACAACAGCAACAGCAACAGGCUAUAGAGGAACUAGCGAAUAGAGACAAGGAGUCUGCUCCGUCCGCGUGCACGACGGCCGAGGGUGGACCCGGGAAGUGCCAAGACCUCAGCAAUUGUCCGCAAUUAUUGCUCGACCUUAACAAGCUGAGGCAUUCGUUGUGCUUCAAAAGUCUAUUCGUGCCAGGAGUUUGUUGUCCGGUGGACAAAAUCAGUUCUGUCACAACUGGAGGUGCAUCCUCCGGGACUGAUUAUCCUCAACGACCGCCUGUUCGACCUACGAAAGCCCCAACACCACGCCCAAUACCGCUAUAUCCGGUGACGUCCUCGACGUCGAGACCUACGACGCAUCCUGUUCCAUCGCCGGAAUUGUUGAUCAAUAAUACGAAUAGCUUCGAAACGAUAGGAACGAUCGACAACAAUUUUAUUCAAGACGACGAGGAAUGUGGGGUGAGAAAUUCGGGUAAAUAUCGAGUAGUCGGAGGUGAAGAAGCGUUGCCCGGUCGUUGGCCCUGGAUGGCGGCGAUUUUUCUUCAUGGUUCUCGAAGAACGGAAUUUUGGUGCGGAGGCUCGUUAAUAGGACCACGCCAUAUCCUUACCGCUGCUCAUUGCACGCGAGAUCAACGACAGCGGCCCUUCGCCGCUCGUCAGUUCACCGUGCGCCUCGGUGACAUCGACCUGGAGAGAGACGACGAGCCAUCAUCGCCAGAGACCUACGCGGUGAAGGAGAUUCAUGCGCAUCCGAAGUUUUCGCGCGUCGGUUUUUAUAACGACAUCGCGGUUCUCGAGCUCACGAGACCAGUAAGAAAGUCUCCGUACGUGAUACCCAUUUGCUUGCCGCAGGCUCGGUUCCGUGGAGAACCUUUCGCCGGCGCCAGACCAACGGUAGUCGGCUGGGGCACUACUUACUAUGGUGGAAAAGAGAGCACCGUUCAACGACAGGCGAUUCUGCCGGUGUGGAGGAACGAGGACUGCAAUGCGGCUUACUUUCAGCCGAUUACCAGCAACUUUUUGUGUGCCGGCUAUAGUCAGGGCGGCAAGGACGCGUGUCAAGGUGAUUCGGGUGGACCAUUGAUGUUACGAGUCGAAGGUCGAUGGACGCAAAUUGGCAUUGUUUCAUUCGGCAACAAGUGCGGUGAGCCCGGUUAUCCUGGCGUGUACACGCGUGUUUCCGAAUACCUCGAUUGGAUUAAAAAUAAUGUGAAGUGAUCAUUGGAUCAAGAUGUAUUUACGUGAAAAAUAACAUGUACACAUGCGUACAUAAACAUAUAUUGAUCGUAUAUUCCGUCAAAAACAGAAAAAAAUAUCGGUCACUUUGUAUUAAUGUUAAAUUAAUUUUUAUUUAUUUUUUAUAACAAAUAGGUGAAUUAAAAUAUAUUGGAAUGUAUUCAUUUCUGUGAAACUGAAUAUAAAACUUUGAAGAGAAAAUGAUUUGAAAUAUUUCGAUUUGUUUUAAUCUACUUUUAGUAAUUUUAUGUUAAAAAAGCACUUGAAGAAAUUUUUCAAUUUGAUAUGUCGAUCGUGUUAUCGUGCCAAGAUGUUUUGAUACUGCGAAUUUAUAUAAAAUAUGCCUUUUUUUCUUUUACAAUUCAGAGAGUGUGUUAAGUAAUAGAUUUCGUUUAAGAACAUACUUUGUUCAAUCAUAAUAAAAUAUUUACGAUUUUAAAAUGUUAAUAUAUGUAACACAUCCUAAAUGUGUGUGUUUGUUAUUUCAUGAAACGUUUUAUAAUAUUUAUAAUGCAUUUAUAAAUAUACAGGUGUAUUCUUUAAUAGAAAUAUCUAAGACAUCCAUGUUUUUGUGGAACUAAUGUGAUUAUAUGUAUAUUCAUUGAAUAACAUAAAUUUAUAAAU